UCGACUUCCCAUUGCCGUGUCCAUUGGAGGUCUUUGAGAUGUUGGUGGUCCCGGAGCAGACCUACCCUCUGAUCUGUGUAGCAGUCAGUAAAGGCACCGAACUCAACCAGGUGGUCCGGUUCGGCACCGUCAACCCCAACUCUACCUCCUCUUGGUUCACAGAAGCAGACACACCCCAGACGUGCGUGAUCCACGUCACUCAGCUAGAGAGAGACACUAUCCUAGUCUGCCUCGACAGGUGUAUAAAGAUCGUGAACCUCCAGGGAAGGUUGAAAUCCAGCAGGAAGUUGUCAGCCGAGCUCACCUUCAAUUUCCAGAUUGAAUCCACAGUUUGUCUCCAAGACAGUGUUCUGGCCUUUUGGAGGCAUGGCAUGCAGGGACGGAGUUUCAAGACCAAUGAGAUCACCCAGGAGAUCUCUGACAGCACACGUAUCUUCAGGCUACUGGGAUCAGACAGGUGAGACGGCACACACACACCCCAACACAUACACA
This is a messenger RNA of Morone saxatilis (striped sea-bass), 492 nucleotides long. RefSeq names its product mitogen-activated protein kinase kinase kinase kinase 3-like. The transcript is spliced from 5 exons. Bases 39 to 461 code for a protein of 140 amino acids. The record is from RefSeq and is a predicted model, not a curated record. Lineage: Eukaryota; Metazoa; Chordata; Actinopteri; Moronidae.